AUGUGUUCUCCUGGGCCCAAAGUCCAUGGAGCGAGCUCCAAAGAACCUGGCGUCGCGUCUGUUUUGGCCUUGGCAGCGUCGCGAAAGAUAAGAAGCCCUCGUGCUGUAUACAAACCGACCGAUCGACUACAAUAAACCGCGUUCAUUCAAACGUCGUGAACUUCGAUCGACUUCCACAUAAACAAGAAAAACGAUGCAUCGCAGUGUUUAUUUGGGCUUGAUUAGUAGGUUGAGCGUUUCCUCGAAGAAAAAUGCUAUGAAGUUCAAACAAAAUAUCUGUAUAUUUGAUCGUCCCUGGUAAAUGAAAUUAUUUUUCACAUUAAUUCAGAGAUUUGUUGACGUAAGCCAGAAGACUUCGAAAAAGUUAUUAAACGUUCUAUAAUCUUCGAUUUAACCUUUUUGAAAUCGACAAUUUUUUUAAAUUAAAGAGAAUAAAAAGAACAAGAAUUUUUGAUAAAAUUCAGCUGAAAAAAUAAGGUAGACCAGUCUCGAAACUGAUUUUUCUUUAGGCUUUUUUUCGAAGCUUUUUCUCAAGGACCUUCUUUAAAAAAAAGAUCAAAAUUAUUUUCCUCGACUAUCUGAGAACGGAGUCUGCUCGCCCAGUCGUCAAGGAAGAAAGGAGGGAACCAUUGUAAAGUACUAUCAUCCGAGAAUGAAUGUCGAGGCGGCUAAAGGAAGAAACGAGCUCCAGGACGGCAUUACAACUCGGACACGAGGGGUCAACAGACGUUCGCAGUGGACUUUGCACUUGGUCUGGCCAGUUAAAGGACUUGCUCGGAAAGAAAAAAGAAAUGGAACAGACUAAAGCCUAGAAUCAUCAAUGCUGAAUCAGACAAAGUUGACUAUAACAAUAAGACAGUUUUCUAUGUUAGAAAAAAAGGCGGAACUUCCUUGUUUUUUAAGAACUAUCUGGCUACUUCCAAAAUUAUUGAACUUUCUAUUGAAAUAUCAAAAAAAAAAAACCUGGUACCUGACUAAAUUGAACGUAUAUUUUCCAACUAGCAUUCGUUUAUUUGCAAAAUACAAUCAAAGUAAAGUUUGCCUGAACCUGAAGAGCAACUCUAUUUUUAGCAUUUCAAGUUUAUUAUUGGAAUUACUCAAACACUGACUUAAAUAAGAGUCAGGAGGGAACUUCCCUUGCAUGCUUACACCUAAAACUUUUUUGUCCUAAAAAAGUAAAAUUGAACUUCGCUUUGCUUAAGUCCAAAGGUACAACUCUAAAGUGUAGCGAAACACCGAAGAGCGACGAUUAUAGCAAAUUUUGACAGUCUUCGUGGCGGUGUUUGUUGUUGAUUGGUAAGGAUCCGCCACGCCGUAGACUCCGCCUUCGCCAUCGGUGGCACCUCGUAUAAAAGCGAUCGACGCGGCCGCCCCGCCUGCUGCUUCAUCAAGAUGGCUCAAGCUGCUAAAAACUGGUAUCAGGUACGUUUUUCGACAGCUUUUCCUGUUCAGUCGGAGGUAUUCAGGUAGUAAAGUCUGCGCCGAAAGGCCGCUUCAAGGGAAUCAAGAGAGACUACGAGGUCGAAGAAGUUCUUCGUCUCCGUGGCUCCAUCGACAUUGAAUAUACUUUGGCCACACGUGGUGCCAACAAGGUUCGUUCGGAACUCCUUAUUUUCAACUUUCAGUGUUCCUUUUUAUAAAUUAGUAAGUGGAUGUUUUUCAUAUUUCCUCAUUUUCCAGUUAUGGCAGCUUCUGCACACGGAACCUUUUGUUCCAGCUCUCGGAGCUCAGACAGGAAACCAGGCAGUUCAGAUGGUUCGAGCAGGACUCAAAGCCAUUUACCUUUCAGGUUUCUUUUUUUGUCUCUUUGUACCUUGUUCUUUUGACCGGCUGGAGUUGAUCAGCGACCAAUUAUUACACAGGCCUAUCUGCCCUGCAUAAACUAAACCAGCAUCUUUGAAAGACCCAGUUUUUCGAUUUUUGAUCUUCAGACCAAAAUACUAAGAAAAUUGUUUAGGUUGGCAAGUGGCAGCUGAUGCCAACACGGCGUCGGAUAUGUAUCCCGACCAGUCGUUGUACCCGGCAAACUCAGGUCCAGAACUUGCUCGGCGCAUCAAUAAAUCACUCCGCAGAGCUGACCAGGUCCACCAACAAAUUGAGAUUGAAGGAACUCGUAGUUCAGAUUGACGCCGUGGAGGCCGAAGACUACCUGGCACAGCGUGAUUGGUAUGCUCCGAUCGUGGCUGACGCCGAGGCAGGAUUCGGCGGAGCCUUGAACUGUUUCGAGCUGAUGAAGGUAAAGAUUUUUGGCGGGUCAACCGCCUAGAGAUAGGCCACUGAUAACGCCUAAUAUUGUUGCCCGCGAACCCGUUCUCACCAUUUUGUUUUCCAAAUGAAACGUUAACGAGAGCGGAGAACGCCUAAUGAUUGCUGAAUGAUAAGAUAAUAACAAAUUUCUGCAACAUAAUGACUUUCAUUUUGAAUUUGAUUGAUUUAAAUGUGGGUGAAAAUACGGUAAAAUGAACUUUUCGACAAGUUUCUUUUGCUGGAAUUUCUUCGUCCAGGAAAGUCACAGAAUUCGAGAAAAGAAAUAUUGAAAAAGUGCAAAUUGGAGCUCAAAAAGAGUGAAACCAAGAAGUCCAACUUUCGGGGUUUUUAAAAAAAUGCAAAAUCAAUUGCUGAGAAAUGAAAUGAAAAUAAGUUUAAAAAAAUAUGAAACUUAUCAGUUCUUCGACCUGAAAAAAACCACAAAAAAUUGGGUUUUUCGUCUCAAGCGGCACAUUUUUAUGAAAAACAGCUCAAACUGCUUAGCCCCAUGUAAAUUUUUUUAAAAAAAGGUUUUUAUGUUGACUUUGAGAUUCGAAAACUAUCGACAUUUACUUGUUAGAAGUUAUCUCAGAGUUUAUAAAAGUGUGCUGAAAUUUUCAUUUGAUUAAAUUUGAUUGUUGAUUCGAGUAGAUCUAACUGAUUUUGAACAUAAAAUUGAAAAAAAAAAGAAUCUAUCGAAAUUACAUAAAUUUAUCUUUUUUUGAAAUACAUAAAACGAUAUAUAUACUUACAGUCUUAUAUCGAAGCUGGAGCUGCUGGUGUCCACUACGAAGACCAGCUUGGCUCGGAGAAGAAAUGCGGUCACAUGGGAGGAAAAGUAUACCCUAACAUAAUUUCAGAAAAUAAAUUUCUUUCUCAGGUACUGAUUCCUACCGCUCAACACAUCCGGCAUCUGAACGCUGCUCGUCUGGCAGCUGACGUCUGUGGAGUCCCCACAAUCAUCGUGGCACGAACAGACGCCGAGUCCUCCCGUCUUCUGACCAGCGACGUCGAUGAACGGGACCACCCUUACAUCGACUACAAGGCUGGCAGAACCAUCGAAGGAUUCUAUCGUCUCAAGGACGAAACUGCCAUACAGUACUGUAUCGAACGCGCUAUUCACUACGCUCCCUAUUCUGACCUCAUCUGGAUGGAGACUUCGCAUCCAACAAUCGCCGAUGCUCGAGAAUUCGCUGAGGGCGUCCAUAAGGUUGAUUUUUUGAAUGAUUCCACGUUUUAACUUCGAAAUGCAGCAAUUCCCUGACAAGAUGUUCGCCUACAACUGCUCUCCUUCCUUCAACUGGAAGAAGCACUUGACGCCCACGCAAAUGGAGAAAUUCCAGAAGGAGCUUGGCGCAAUGGGAUUCAAAUACCAGUUCAUCACUCUGGCUGGCUUCCACGCCAACAGCUACAGGUUCGAAAAAAAUACUGACGGAUUUUAUCAUGCCGAAUCAAUUUCAGCAUGUUUGACUUGGCACGCAACUACAAGGAGCACGGAAUGCUGGCCUAUUCCAAGCUUCAGGAACUCGAAUUCGACUCAGAGAAACACGGCUACUCUGCUGUGAAGCACCAGCGCGAAGUCGGAACCGGAUACUUCGACGUCGUUUCCAACGCCGUGACUGGCGGCCAAUCUAGCACCACUGCUCUGACUGGCUCCACGGAAGAAGCUCAGUUCCACACCGCCACCGCCAGCAGCGAGGACGAGGAAAUCGUCUCGGUCAGUCUACUUUCCUCAUCAGAACUAUUAGAAAAAAUUACAGCUAACUGCGCCAUCAGUUGCCGGAGACGAGAAGAUUCUCACUCCCGAUGCCCUUCGUUUCAUUCGCGACCUCAACAUCGAGUUCGACGGACGUCGACAAAAGCUUCUCAAAAAAAGGAAGCAGACUCAAGAAGGUUUUUCAAAUAAUUUUGAAUUUAAUAAAAGUAUUGCUGACAGAUAUCAACCGUUCCGUCUGGUUCCCGGACUUCAACAAGGAAACAGAAAAAAUCCGCACAGACCUUGGAUGGAAGGGAGCUUCCAUUCCGAACGAUCUCAAGGUGAAGUCAAACGUUCACAACUUUUCUAAACUUUAGUUUCAGGACCGAAGAGUGGAAAUUACUGGCCCUACUGACCGCAAAAUGAUAAUCAACGCUCUGAACUCGGGUGCCAAUGUGUUCAUGGCCGAUUUCGAAGACUCCAACUCGCCAACGUGGAGAAAUCAGCUCGAAGGACAAAUCAACUUGUACGACGCUGUCCGCAAGAACAUCAGCUACCAACAUCCGACCACCAAGAAGGAGUAUACUCUGAACAACAAAACUGCUGGUUUCUUCAAUCUUACAGAAAGCUCAUUUUAAAUUUAUUUCAGUUCUGAAAGUGCGUCCUCGUGGAUGGCAUCUACCGGAGAAACACUUGCUCAUCCACAACCAGCCAACUUCCGGCUCCCUCUUCGACUUCGGACUGUUCGUCUUCCAUAACGCGAAGGCUCUUGUCGACUCCGGCACUGGACCUUACUUCUAUCUUCCAAAACUCCAGUCAGCCGAAGAGGCUCAACUCUGGGCCGACGUCUUCAAGUACGCGGAGAAGAAGCUCGGCCUCCCUGCUGGCACCAUCAAGUGCACUGUGCUCAUUGAGCACGUCUUGGCCAGCUUCCAAAUGCACGAAAUCGUGUAUGCUCUCCGUGACUACAUCGUCGGUCUGAACUGUGGACGCUGGGACUACAUCUUCUCCUACAUCAAGACUUUCCAAGAACAUCGCAAGUUCUUGCUUCCAGAUCGGUUCCAAAUCGGUAACACUUUUCGUUGAUUUCUUAGUUGAUUAUUUAAAAAUUCAGGAAUGACGGCGCCUUUCAUGAGAGCGUAUUCUUUGGAAGUAAUCCGAACUUGCCAUAACAGAAACAUCGCCGCGAUGGGUGGUAUGGCUGCACAGAUCCCUAUCAAGCACGACAGCGUACGUCGCAGAAAUAGUAGAAUUGGUCAAAUGAAAGUUUUUACAGGUUGCCAACGAAAAGGCUCUCGCUAUGGUCCGCGCAGACAAGGAAAGAGAAGCGACAGACGGCCACGAUGGAACCUGGGUGGCUCAUCCUGGACUCGUUCCGCUCGCCAAGCAAGUCUUCGAUGACUUGAUGCCUACUCCCAACCAGAUCCAGAAGCUUGUAAGUAGAACUUGUGGGAGUUCUCCGGAGACAGUAGAUGUUCAGCUUGGUAAUCCGAUGGCUACAAGCGCAGAACUGACAGCGAUCCCCGAGGGCACGAGGACCGACGCCGGCUUCCGACAGAACAUCAGCGUCACUCUCGGAUAUCUCGACUCUUGGCUUCGCGGCGUCGGCUGCGUCCCUCUCUACAACCUCAUGGAAGACGCCGCCACCGCCGAAAUCUCCAGAGCUCAGCUUUGGCAAUGGCUUCGACAUGACGCCAAGCUCGAAGGUAAGUUAAGACGGACAUUAACUUACGAUUAUAAAUCCGAUUCUACUUUUCUCCUAAUAAAAAAAACGAAUAGAACAUUUAGAACUUGAAAAAUCAAGCUUUGAGGCGAAGGAAGAAUGUCGAAAAAUCUUUUCGAAUAAAAAGUAUUUUUUGAACCGUAUUAUUUUCUACAGACGGCCGCACAAUUGACGCCAACCUGGUGAAGCAGACGAUCGCCGCAGAAGCCGAACGUCGACAGAUCCGGGCUGGUUCCGUCGUCAACAGAAUCCCUGAAGCCGCUGAACUGCUCGAGAAGUUCGCCACGGAGGAACGUAUGAGCGACUUCCUCACCCUCGACGCCUAUGACAAACUUGUUUCUGACGGCUACUAA
Molecule: messenger RNA, 6019 nt
Organism: Caenorhabditis auriculariae
Lineage: Eukaryota; Metazoa; Nematoda; Chromadorea; Rhabditida; Rhabditidae
Source: the annotation of a GenBank genome assembly